GCGUGGCCGUGGCUGUGUUCGAACGGUGUCUCGGGAAAGAGCGAUCGCGUGAACAGCCCAGCGGCGAGGAAGGAGGACUUUUCACGUCGGUUCAGUGAGCUGACGCACUUCGAACGACGCUCGUCGGCAACGGUGCGGUGCGAUCCGAUCCGAUCCGAUCCGAUCCCAUCCGAUUCGAUCCGAAUCGAGCCGCAACGUCCAAAAAUGGCGUUUCUCGCGGUUCUCGCGUAGAGCUCGCCGCAACACCAUCGAACGAUCGUGUGUCCUCUCGACAUCGUGCCAGCGGCCACGACACGAGCACAGGCGACUCGGUGCGAAAGGGAAUCGUCGCUCCAGCCGGGCUGCUAUUUCCGAUCUACGACCUACGACUACGACCUACGACCUGCGAUCCUUGAACAUCGUGCAGAGCCGCUUCGUUCCCAAGAGGCUCGCUCAGCGGAGAAACCACCGACGAAAAUCGAGAAGGGGAUCAGACCGAGAAUGGAACCGACCGAGCAAUUACGACCGGAGCAGCUUGUGGGCCUGGUGGCCCGGUCCGCGGAGGGCACAGCGGCGAAAGGGAUGCCGAUCAAAGGGCACGAGGACCUCUGGGUGGAGAUCCAAGCGAACACGUUCAGGAAUUGGGUGAACGAGCACUUGAAGCACGCGGCGGACGCCGCCGACGGGCCGGUGAUCGAUCUCGCGGAGGAUUUUCGGGACGGCACGCGGCUCUGUGCCCUCGUCGAGGUACUGACCAAGCGGCGGCUGCCCAGGUGGAACCCAAGGCCAGCGAAUCAACACCACCAUCUGGAGAAUGUGUCGACGGCGCUGCAAGCCAUCGAGGCUGACGGAGUGAAGCUCGUCAAUAUCGGCAACGUGGACAUCGUGAAUGGAAAUUUGAAGCUUAUCCUCGGCCUGAUAUGGUCGCUCAUCGUCAGAUACCAAAUAGGCAAGUCCAAGUUCCCUCCAAGGAAACUCAUGCUCGCAUGGCUCAAGGCUGUCCUACCGGAGUGCAGAGUAAACAAUUUCACGACGGACUGGAACUCGGGCGUCUACCUGAGCGCGUUGCUCGAUUAUUGCCAGCCGGGCCUGUUCCUUCACUGGCGGCAGCUAGAUCCAACCGAUAGCGUGUACAAUUGCCGGAAAGCCAUGGAGAUCGCGAAACGCGACUUCGAUAUACCGAUGGUACUCGAACCAGAGUACCUUGCGUCUCCAUAUUUGGACGAACUAUCGGGAAUGACCUACUUGUCCUACUUCAUGAAGGAAGGCUCGCCCGGUUUUGAUGCCACGUUACGGUGGGUCAACUCCCAGUCGCUUCGUCACACCGUGCAGAAUUUCACGACCGAUUGGAACGACGGCAGAGUCCUCUGCGGGGUCGUGAGAAAUUUGGGCGGACCGGCCCCGGCUUACGAGAAGAUCGAUCCUGACCCCGCCGCAUGGGAGCACAAUAUCCAAAUGGGUAUCGACGGAGGCAAGAAACUAGGCGUGGAGCCGAUCCUCAAGGCGAAAGAUAUGGCGGAUCAGAACGUGGAACAUUUAGGCGUGAUGGCGUACGCGGCAUACUUUCAGUGGGUGAAGCCUCGCCCUCAGGCCAGCAAACAAAUACUCGUCCACGUGGACAGCACAUCCGCCAGAGUGCAACAACCGGCGCAUUUCAAGCUGGAGUUGCUUACCAAAGAAGCGAACACGAGGGAGGUGCGCGGCGAAGUGAUUGCUCCCAGCGGACGAAUCGAGUGCAGGCUCGCGUGGAACGGAAUCCACGGGAAGGGAACCUUCGUCCCUACGGAAAUUGGGAUGCACAAGCUGAUGGUGUACAACGACGCCGAGUUGGUCGACGGAUGCCCCUAUUACUUUCGAGUUUUACCUUCCCUGACUAAAAUCAAAGCGUCCGGCAUGGACCCUUGCGCCAUAGGAUCCAUCGUCGAGGUUCUAGUCAACAGUUACGGAACUAGUCAUGACGGCAUCGAUGUGACCGCGUGGUCGCCGACCGGCAGAUCCCUGGCGUGUCCAGUGAAAGAGAACGACGGUGUGCAUACCGCGACCUUUCAACCGGACGAGACAGGCGAAUGGAGCAUCGCGAUAACUCACAAAGGAAACCAUAUCCAAGGCGGACCUUUCACCUGCUUCGUGUUCGAUCCGAACGGCAUACAGCUGAUCGACGCGGACGGCGCCUCCCCGGGUCAACCGUUCUCGUUUAUCGUGGACGCGACGGGAACCGGUGGUCUAGGCGACGUGAUCGUAGACCUCGUCCACGACAAGCAGUCUAUACCGUUCAGGAUGGAAGAUUACGGUCAUAUGAGGUACCGAGUAUCCUUCGUACCAGCCGAUUCCGGGAAGUACAGAGUCUACGUCUAUUUCAACGGCUCGGACGUGCGAGGCUCGCCGUUCUCCAUCCGAGUGGGAACGCAGAGAGGAUCGAGGAGAUCGAAGGAGUCGACGGCGAGCCUCGACAGAUCGAAACUGUCCUCUCUGGAGAGACGGAUGAACGGUCUGAACGUGUCCGUUGGACUGGAUCGGGCGAGUCCUAUACAGAAAACCUACUACAAGUCUCCCAGUCCUACCCAGCACGCUCGCGACUACUCCCCCUUGCAACAGACUGCCUCGAGCUACAAGACUACGACGACGAGCAACUACUCGAUGGAAAACUCGAGCUCGACGUACCAUCACGCGUCUACGUCGUUGGACCGCACCCAAUCGCCGAGUCAGAAUCAGAACGAAAAUCAGAAUCAGAACCAGGAUCAUAAUCAAAACCAGGGUCACCGUCUCAGCCCGAUCACUCGGAAUCUUCACAGUCCCUCCACCACGAUCAAAGAGACGAGGGAGACCUACUCGAGCAGCGUCUACAACCGAUCUAGGUCCCCCACCGUGCAGAGCCCCAGUCCGAAAGAGUCGAAGGACGCAUUGUAUUCGACGACUGCGGUGAACAGAACUCGUUCUCCUAAUCCGAGUCCAACGGCCCACUGCUCGAGGUACUCCCCUUCGUUCAAAGAGUCCCGAGACAUCUACAAUUCCGGCUCCUUGAAGAGGUCCAGGUCGCCGAAUCGCAGCCCCAUGGCGUUCCGCAGCGCGACGCAGAGUCCUGUCAACAGAAGCUUCAGUCCGAGGAGCAACGAGAGAGACAACGGAUUCGGGGUUGGACUGGGCUUCGGGUUCGGCAGGAGAGGUUCCACGGAGAACAACGGAGCGAUCGACACGAGCAGCAACGUGAGAGUGUCGUCGAUGGUUUGCGGAACAUCUAGGCGCGACUCUUGGGACGCCAUCGAGAAAACCAAAUCGUUGCUGUCCUACGGCAGUCUGGAGUCCUUGGCGAAUCUGACCAAGAACGCGGCCACGGCCACGACCGAGACCGCGAACAACCAUAGCUACUUGAACAACAACUACAAAAAUACUCAGAGCCGGAACAGCGCGUCGUCGCACGCUCAUGCCACCGGCUUCUCGAACUCGUCGUCGACCCAGAAAUACGGCAACGAGAACCAGCACUCGCGCACCCAGACCCAGGGGAUCUUGAAGAAUAAAAACAACAUCCAUUACAAGAGCACGGACACCACCGACGGCCCGCACGAUCGAUAUCUGAACAACGGAGUUCCCGAAUAUGCGAGCACGCAGAACAAAAGCUCCGUCCUCGUCACCGGAAACGCCCUCGAAAUGCUUCCGAUUCACAGACCGACCACGUUCGUCGUCGACUCGAGCGUGGACCCGAACAAAGUCACGGUCAGCGUUUCGGGCCCGAGCGGAAAGAUAAUUCCCGUGCAAAGGUCGACUCUCCGCGGUUUAACGUACGCGGUAACGGCCGAGGAGGUUGGCGAGCACACGAUUCAGAUAUUGGUAAACGGCCAGCAGGUUCCAGGAUCUCCGUUCAGAUCGCAAGCUUACAACGCGCGCGCCAUCCAAAUCGGGAACAUUCCGAAUGGCGUUGUCAAUCAGCCCGUGGAAUUUGAGAUCGACGGUUCCAGGGCUGGAUCCGGGAACUUGGAGAUUCUCGUGAACGGUGGCCAUGUGACGAGUUUCGUGAGAGCGUUGGGCAGCCAACGAUUCCUGGCAUCGUUCGUGCCCCACGAGGCUGUUGUGCACCUGGUAGAGAUGACGUUCAACGGCGAGGUCGUCCCCGGAUCGCCUUGGCGAGUGGGCAUCAUGCCAGCUCCAAAAAUGUCAGUGAUCGGGGAGUCCAUAAGAUUGGUUCCUGCUGGUAGUCCAGCAUUGUUCGAACUGUCUGCCCUCGGUUUUAACAGUAAUGAAAUAGACGUCCAAAUUAUUACUCCUUCUAAAAGGCAUUUGCCAGCAAGGAUAGAAGAAGAGCCUGGACGUUCGGGAGAGUUUCGUGUAGAAUUCACUCCAACCGAAGUGGGCAGCCACCUGGUAGAAGUCAGCAUCGCAGGACAAAAGCUACCGGCAGGACCUCUUGUCGCCAAGGUGUACAAUAGCAGUUUAAUCCAAGUUACCGAUGUACCCAGUGCUGUGGUGGGACAUGCCUGCCAAUUUAGAGUUGACGCUAGCGCGGCUGGCGAGGGACAGCUCGAAAUUUCUAUAAACGAGGGAGAAGUGCCUAAUCAUGUUCAAGUGGUGGGAGGAGGACGUUGUCUUGUCUCCUUCACUCCCGAGAUCGCUAAAUCGCAUUACAUAGACAUCAAAUUCAAUGGAGAAGCAGUAAAAGGAUGCCCAUUUAUUUGCAACGUGUCCGACACGAGCAGAGUAACGUUAAGUUUAAAUCAUCUGGAGUUAGUUCCAGUCGAUCAGCCUGCCUGCUUCCACAUGGGAGUCGAUGGCAGUGGCAGCGCGGAACUCGCCGUUUCUGUAAGAGGACCAAACAACGAAUUGCCUGUUAAAGUAACGGGUGACAUAAAAAGCGGUUUCACGGCGGAAUUUAUUCCUAGAGACGUUGGCGUUCAUUCGAUCAGCGUCGAAUAUAAUGGACAUCCAGUAAAUGGCACACCAUUCCUAGCCAAAGCGUUCAAUGCCGAUAAAGUAUUAAUCGGUCCCGUAGCCAGGGGCAGCGUCGGCCAGCCAACGCACUUUACCGUCGAUGCGAGUCAAGCCGGCGAAGGAAAUUUGGAAAUUACGAUAUCUGCUCGCAAUCAAAAUAUUCCCACGCAAGUGACGCCGCAGGGAAAUGCUCGAUUUUCGGUCAGCUUUGUCCCGUUUGAGGCAUGCGAACACGUAAUUAAUAUAGCCUUCAAUAAACGAACUGUGCCAGGCUGCCCGAUCGUAACUCGGGUAGGUGGUGAUAGUCAUGUAACAGUGAGUGGGCAGGCAUUGAGCAGUGCUGGAUUAGGACGACAAAGCUAUCUUACCGUUAGUAACGUUGCCGGUAGCUUAGAGGAUUUAGAAGUGAACGUUGAAGGACCCAAUGGACAGGCCGUACCAGCUCAAGUCACUGACAACAAAGAUACAACGUGCAGCGUGGCGUUUACGCCAAGAGUAGUCGGGGAACAUAGAAUUUCAGUAAGCCAUCGGAAUGUUCCUGUGGUCGGCAGCCCGUUCAGCUGCAAAGUCUAUGACGUCACUGCUAUCAAAGUGAAGGAUGCUAAACACGGUGUCAUUGGAAUGCCUGUAACUUUCUUAGUUGAAACUAGUCAAGCGGGGCCAGGAAACUUAGAGGUGACGGUGAACGGUGGUCGCGUGCCUACGUCUGCUCAAGCUCAGGGUCCACACACGUACGCGAUAUCUUUCACGCCUAGAGAACCCAUCGUGCACACCGUGGACUUGCGGUUCAACGGGGAAGACGUACCUGGUAGUCCUUUUAGUUGUCAGGUCAGCGACACGGCAAAAGUAAUAGUGACCGAAGGACUGGAGAAAGUAUCUGUAAAUCGUCUGACAACGUUUACAAUAGAAGCGGACUCCACGUUCGGAACACCCGCUGUAGAAGUUCUUUCACCCACAAGAGAGAGUUUACCAGUUCACGUGAAGCCGAGUGGUCAUGGAUGUUACACCGCAGGCUUCACUCCGAAGGAUGUUGGUGAUCAUAGCGUCGAGGUAAAAUUGAGUGGAUCGCACGUGGAAGGUAGUCCAUUUUUAGUAAAAGCUUACAACGCGGACAAGGUAAAGGUGACGGAUAUAAAUAGCGGUGUUGUCGGGAAACCAGUUUUCUUUAGCAUUAACGCCAGUCAAGCAGGUGCUGGUAAUCUCGAGAUCAUUGUUGCCGUAAAUGGUAAAAAUGUCCCGAAUUAUGUUCAAAGCGAAGGAAACGCAAAGUUCAGAGUUAAUUUCAAGCCACAGGAAGCUGCUGUUCAUAGUCUUAGCGUUCGUUUUAACGGGGAACCAGUUCCAGGUUCACCAUUCAGCUGUAAAGUAGUUGGGGCUGGUCAAGCAAUAAUUGCUGGUCACAAUUUAAAAAUGGGAGCCGUUAAACAGUUGAUGUCUUUCACGGUGGACCCACAAGCUCCGUCAAUGAACUGCGACGUGAUCGUAAUGCCGCCGUCUGGUAUAUCCCUUCCUAUCACGAUAGAACCCGUCGAUGGGAAAUACAACAUUAGUUUUGUACCUACGGAAGUGGGUAGACAUAACAUCAGCGUGUUGGUAGAUUCUGAGCACGUGAAAGGAUCUCCUUUCGCGUGUAACGUUUAUGAUGUUACCAAGGUUCAUGUCUCUGGACUUUCGGAAGCACUGUUAGGUCAAGCAACUACCUUUACGGUGGACGCUGCGGAAGCUGGUGAAGGAACGCUGGAAUUGGUAGUGAGUACGGAGAAUAAUACCGUUAAAGCCGAGGUAGUUGCCUGUGCUCGUGGAUUGUACGAUGUGACAUUCGUUCCGCAAACUACUAGUACUCAUUACGUGAACAUUAGUUUCAACGAUGACAAUGUACCAGGAAGUCCAUUCAAGUGUCCAGUAGUUAGUACCAUGUUGGAUGGUCCAUCCAUAAUUCGCGUUGGCAAUACAGCUUACAUGGACUUGGAAAUGUCGGGAUUAGAAGGCCCUGUGUCCGCUGAAGUUACCGGUCCUGAUGGCAUCAUUAUUCCAUGUACCUUGACAAAAUUAUCAUCCCAUCUAUACCGAGUUGAAGUUCGAACGCGACAGGUUGGAACAUACAGCGUCAUUUUCAGCGACGGUCAUAAGAUUAUUAGUUCUCAAACGCUUCAAGCUUUCGAUCCUGGGAAAGUAACUAUCAAAGAAGUGUCGGACGUCGUGUGUCAUCGUCCUGGAACUAUCAUAGUGGUUGCGUCGAAAGAAGCUGGACCAGGAAAGCUGUGCGUGAACGUACGUGCCGCUGGCUCGGAUGUUGACAGCGUAGUCAGAGAAGGAGAGAAUGGCUUUUACGAAAUAGUGUUUCAUCCAACGCGAGCAGCUCCUCACAGAGUUCACAUAAAGUACAACGAAGUUCACAUUACAGGAAGUCCGCUUGAUGUAACUGUUCGAAGUCCUACCGGUGGAAGAGAAGUAACCGCAACAGGAUUGGGACUGUACCAAUCGUGUGUUGGCAAAGUGACUUCGUUUACGAUCGAAACAUUAGGUCGUCCGGGAAAAGAAUUCGACGUUGUAAUCAGUGGGCCACAGGGUAAUGCUGUUCCAGUUCGAUGUUACCAGCACCGCGAUGGAAAUUUACUCGCUGAAUUUACUACAAACACCGUCGGAACGUAUAAGAUCGACGUUUUACAAGGUGCCAAGCCAGUUUUGGGUUCGCCGUUUUUCUGUCAAGCUUUCGACGUUUCCAAAGUGAAACUGCAAGAACUGGGUCCUAUGACAGUGUCCGUGCACGAUCAUAUUGCAUUCAAGAUAACGAAAACAGACGCUGGAAUGGCAGAUUUGGAUGUGACUGCCACAAGUCCACUCGGCCAAGAGCUCCCGCUACAGGUUACACCGUUAAACGAUGGUGCUGAAAUGGUAGAAUUUUCUCCUAGCGUACCUGGUACCUAUAUGAUCAACAUCACGUACGGAGGAUGCCCUAUACUCGGUAGCCCACUGGUCUGCACGGUGGAUGCCGCUGGACAAGCUCGCGCAAAAGGCGAAGGUUUGUUAAGUGGUCAUGUGGAUAAAGCGGCACAUUUUAUCGUAACCGGCACAAGAAGUCCCCCAGCAGUUCAAGUGGACGGUCCUGAUAGUGUUUCGAAAGCGGUUGUCGAAGCAGGAGCUAAUCCAGGCACCUGGAACGUAUCUUACAACCCAUCUGAAGUUGGUGUGUUUGAUAUUAGAGUGGUCUCUGCUGGACAACAACUACCAGGAUCUCCUUGGCAUCCAAAAAUCAUAGACACACGAAAUCUUCGCGUAAUUGGUGGUUGGCCGGCUGUAUGCGACGAUAUUGGACGUUUGAAAUUACACCCGUCGAACAAAAUUAGCUUCGACACCGCUGAAGCUGGUCCAGGCGAACUUACCGGAAAGAUAGGCGAUCAAACGUUAUCGUUUGAAAUGACUUCGAAUAAUAGACUGAAGCUUAUUCCACCACAAAUAAACGGUGGUGAACAUCGUUUAGAAAUAUUAUUUAACGGUGUACCAUUUCCAGGAGCACCGAAAUUAGCUAUAGUUCAAGAUUUAGAGCCACCGGUACAGGACACAAGUCGUGUAUUGUUGAGGGGUAGGGGGUUGACGUCGGCGAAAUGCGGAGAAGAAGUUAGUUUUACGAUAGACGGAUCUCAAGCUGGUAACGGAACGCCGAAGGUUCAACUUUUCUCGCCGACCAACGAACUAAACGUGAUGCUACAACAUUUAGAAUUAUGUAUUUGAUUUCACGCGCGCAGGGGACUCUGUUUAUCGUGCAAGUUACAUACCUCUAACUCCCGACCCUCUGUUAAUGACCGUGUCUUGGAACGGAAGACAGUUGAAAGGAUGUCC
Megalopta genalis is the source of this 8739-nucleotide messenger RNA. Its product is annotated as filamin-type immunoglobulin domains fbug. The record is from RefSeq and is a predicted model, not a curated record. Gene Ontology annotation, biological process: actin cytoskeleton organization. Lineage: Eukaryota; Metazoa; Arthropoda; Insecta; Hymenoptera; Halictidae. Gene Ontology annotation, molecular function: actin filament binding.